AGUGUUUCCCUGGUCCAAUUAGAAAACCACUUGACCAAGAUCUGGAAUAACCUAAUCCUACUACCGAUGCACCAAUCCAUCCGAUCUACCGCUCAUCUCUCAACCAGACGGUCGUCGUACGCUAUAUCGCUCUCUUCCUCUUCCCCUGCACGCAGUCUACACCACGCCGUUCUUCUAAGCUGAGGUUAAUCGAUUAUUACUAUCUGUCAUCUUAUUUUAUCGCAUCUUGUUUGGUUUGUUCUUACAUAUCUUUUUAUAUAUCUCAUUAGCUGUGAAUAGAUCGAUAAAGCUUAGAGGGCGUUGUCGAGGCUUGCCUUCGUACGGAGGAAUGCCAAAAUUCUGCAGAUUAACUGAAGCUUUUGGUUAUAAAAUUAAGUCCUGGCAACAAAUUUCACAUUGUUUGCUCUCAAAGUGGGAAAGUCUAUUUAGCUUUGCUACUUGAUUUUACCAGAGGUGUGAGUACUAUAUAAGCUAUGGCAGAGAUUCGGACUUCUGGGAAAUCAAUUGAUCAGUUGUUGGAAAAGGUUCUGUGUAUGAACAUUCUUUCUUCCGAUUAUUUUAGAGAUCUUUUGCGGUUGAAGACAUAUCAUGAAGUGAUUGAUGAAAUUUACAAUCAAGUUGAUCAUGUGGAGCCAUGGAUGACUGGAAACUGCCGUGGUCCUUCAACAGCGUUCUGCCUUCUUUACAAGUUUUUUACAAUGAAACUUACUGUCAAACAAAUGCAUGGUCUUCUAAAGCACGUGGAUUCACCGUAUAUCAGAGCUGUGGGAUUCUUAUACCUCAGAUAUCAUGCAGAUCCUAAGACAUUAUGGAGUUGGUAUGAGCCAUAUCUUAAAGAUGAUGAGGAGUUCUCUCCUGGAUCUAGUGGUAAAAUGACUACUAUGGGCGUGUAUGUGCGCGACUUGCUCCUGGGACAGGUCAGGUGCCAAACCAUUUAUCUCAUAAUUACUUAAUAAUCAUUGCUUCUUUUUUCACUCUACUGCUUCACGUUUCAGACACUCAUAUGAUUUGCAAACUGAAUUGUUCAUUAUUUCAGUUGAGGCAAGUUUAUGCUCUCUUUCUAUGUAUACUUCACUGGCACAUCUAAGUUAAAUCUUUCUCAAUUGGAUCUGUUACUUCUAUAAAUUAUUUGCAAGUAUGUGUUUAUUAUUUUAAAGGUUGUGGAAUGUUUGUGCUCCACAUGGCAUUAUUCACUGAUUCACAUAGGCAUGACCAUGCUACACGUUUAUGCAUGCAGACCUAACCUCAUAGAUUUUUUUAUGUUUCUUUUUUAUAUAUAGUAGGAAGAAUGCACAAGUGAUGUGAAAGUUGUAUCAACCUAUUAGGCUAUUAAGAAUGCCAAUUACAACAAAAUUUCAAUUAACCUCAAUAGAUGCUAACCAUGUAAUUGAGUCAUACUGAGAUCAUGAGAUUUACUGUUAUCAAUUAAGGUGUUUUCUCCAGUCCUGGGGAGUGGGGAAUAGUGUAAUCUCACUUUUUGCCUUAUCCUAAGUGCUUGCCUUAAACACACUGAUUUUGUUAAUCAUGGGAACCAUUACUAUCUUUCACUUGUUCAAAUGUAUUGAUCAUGUGCAAAUAUGGUUACCAUGAUUAUUAUUUUUCAAUGAAGGCUCACUUUGCCAAGAUAAUAAAUUCUUGACUUUUUUUUAAUCCUGAACAUUGAUUUGACUGAAGAUAUUAACUUUCUCUACACAGAAAGCUUCCGUAUAAUUUUUCCAUUUUUUUGAACUAUCAAGUUGACAAGGAAAUGAGGAAACAGCAUGUGGCAUACUUAAUUGGGUACUAGCAGCACUGGCCUGUCAUUCUGCAGUUUGAUCAGUAAAACUUAUUUUGCCUCUUUACUGUUUGCUAUGCGCUUGUUUUGUUUGUGAGUGGGGAUUUCAGAGGGGAGGAAAGAGGAGGGAUAAAAUGUUGUAUAAUUUCUUAAUUUAUUGUCACAUUUAUUUGGUUGGUAAUAAAGUGAAGACAAAGAAGUAUACAAAAAGACAUGAUUUUACCAUAAUAUAUAGAUUUUUUCUUGUCUUCACUGACGAAUAGAGAUUUGAAUAGAGAUAUGUUGGUAAAAAGGCCUCCCCACCUAAUCACCUAAGCAAACAAGACAUAAAUUUUUCCACUCCAUUUUUUAAAUAUCUGGAUUUUUUUUGUUUUUUUAUUAUCUGGAUAUGUAAACUGCACUUUGAGUAUCUGGAUAUUUAAACUUCACUUCGAGUAUUUUACAGUGUUUUGUUUGUGGCAAAAGCUAACUGCUCUGUAGAUAUCAUCCCCUUGAUAUGGGAAGUGAACUUUUAUGUUUUACUUGAUUGCAGUACUAUUUUGAUACACUUUUGCCCCGCAUCCCGGUCCCCAUAAUGCGCACGAUGGUAUCAAAUCUUGAGAAAAUGAAGUUUCCUACGAAACCUUCUGGUUCAACCGGGGAUUCAAGCCGAGGAUCAGAAGAAACUGCUCGCCGGCCACCUUCAGUCAAAGCCUCCCUCUCUGUCUCAUUCGGUCAGCGCGCGCCUCACCGUGCGUCAACCCGAGAUUCAUCCCCUAUCCGUCGUACACUGACAUCAGCAUCAUCAUCUACCUAUGAUGAUGCUAGAAGGUCCCCUGCUAACCGUCGUAGUCAAAGCCGCGAUAGAGACGGGGACCACCGGUCGCAUGAUAGAGACUCAGAUAGGGGUAGGGAUCGGGAGAGAGAGAGGAGGAAUGAUUAUGAUAGGGAGAGGGAGAGGGGUAGAAGGCAUGAUGAUUAUGAUAGGGAUAGGGAGAGGAGAAGUAGAAGGGAUAGGGAGAGGAGCAGGAGUAGAAGCAGGAGUAGGAGUAGGAGUCAUGGUGGCAGUCAUGCUGAUUAUCGGCGAAGCCCGGCAGCAAAGGAUGAUGUAAGCAAAGAUAAGGCUUCUGGGGUCUCCAGCAAUCUGGCAAAGCUUAAAGACAUCUAUGGUGACUUGAGUAGCAGUCAAAAGGAUGACGGAAACUAUGAUAGGGGGGCUUCUAGGAGGGACACCAGUACGGAGGAGGUUAUCCGACUUGGUGGUUCUACUUGGAGAUAGAAAACGGAAAACACCCUUAUGAUGUGAAAUGUAAGAGGUUAUGAUGAUCUGCGUCUGCCUUGUACCGUCAGUUGGCACGGUAGCAUGAUGUAUAAUAGACAAAGUUAGCUUGUGUUAUUCUGUUGGAUAUUUAUAUUUCACGGAUGUGACACAUUUGUCUAAUUUUCGUACUUUCCAUUGAUACAACUGAGUUGAGAUUGCAUUUAUCCUACUUAUGGAGUUAUGGUCAUGGUCUUUUUCAUUGUCAAAUAUUUGAUAAAUUUCUUUAAUAAAACUACUCCCUUCUAUAA
This is a messenger RNA of Cuscuta epithymum, 3322 nucleotides long. The record is from the annotation of a GenBank genome assembly. NCBI's taxonomy places the organism in Eukaryota, Viridiplantae, Streptophyta, Magnoliopsida, Solanales, Convolvulaceae.